AUGUCUCAUAAGAAAGGCUUUGAGGCUUUAAACAACUGUCUGAAGGAUCUAAGGAAUUCAAAUUUAUUAAUGGGAGGAGUCACAGUACUGCUAGCUGGAGAUUUUCAACAAACUCUACCAAUCGUACCCAGAGGAACUCGAACUAAUGAAAUCGCAGCAUGCAUCAAGUCUUCAUAUUUGUGGCCUAAAAUAGAAAAACUUUCUUUGACCAAAAAUAUGCAAGUACAUUUAAAAGGAGACAAGACUGCUGAAGAGUUUUCUGAGCUACUCUUAAAAAUAGGAGAUGGAAAAUAUCCAGAAUGUGAAGAAAAAAUUACUUUGCCGACAAGAUUAGGUAGUAAUUACAUCAAUUAA
Molecule: messenger RNA, 354 nt
Organism: Metopolophium dirhodum (rose-grain aphid)
Lineage: Eukaryota; Metazoa; Arthropoda; Insecta; Hemiptera; Aphididae
Exons: 1
Coding region: 1-354 (117 amino acids)
Biological process (GO): DNA repair; telomere maintenance
Molecular function (GO): DNA helicase activity
Source: RefSeq, a predicted model, not a curated record